Messenger RNA from Penicillium olsonii, 1350 nucleotides. The record is from the annotation of a GenBank genome assembly. Lineage: Eukaryota; Fungi; Ascomycota; Eurotiomycetes; Eurotiales; Aspergillaceae.
AUGGCAAAUCCCAGGUUACCGUUCUUGUAUCCGAAUCUGAUGCGGGCAGUACGAGCCUGCGAACCAAGAACAUACCAUUCGCUUCGCUUUACCUAUGCCAAUUCGACCAAUCGUCGCUUUCAUACAAGCCGGCGGCGGGAUCGCGAAGCCUACCAAAGGCGUUACGGCCCGGCAGUCGAACCGAGUGUCCCAUCGUCGCGGGACAGCAAGCAUACUCCGGAACAAGUACCUGACGAAAACCCAGCGGGGGAGGAUGCGCCAAGUGCCGCAAAGCAAGGGGAUGAUGCGCCGGAAGAGUCGCAUUCGGAUCAACUCCGGGAUACCGAUGAAGGAGCUGCGGAAACCACGAACCAUGAUUCUACCAGGUCCGAUCUAGAUGCCCAGGAGUCAUCGGAAAGUCAAAAAGAUGACCCUCCGACGGACCGCGAGGCGCUUGAAGAGUCCGAGAAGGAUAUAGAUAGCCCCGAGCAUGAGACUUCGGCAUCUUCGACAACUCCUUCCGAGGGCGCAGCCGAUGAAAAGCCCGGACAUUCUACGUCAUUCGGCAAUCAAACACCAUUUGAUGAUGUGCUUCAUAUGCCCUCCCCGUCCGUUUACCUCACUCCGUCCGGGGAAUCAUCUUCGUCCGAUGACCGUCCACAUCUGUCGCCUGCACCAUACGUUCACCACUUUGACACAUACUCGCUGGUCCAGGACCUCACGAAAGGGGGCUUCAGCAACCAACACUCUAUCACGAUCAUGAAGGCCGUAAGAGCUAUCUUACAAAAUAACCUCGAUCUCGCCAAAGAAAGUCUGACAUCAAAAUCGGACGUUGAGAAUGAAGAAUAUCUAUUCAAAGCAGCUUGCUCAGAGCUGCAGUCGUCACUUCAGACAGCUCGGAAUUCGGAAAUCCAGCUGCAGCGCUCCUCGCGCACUCAGUUGCAACACGAAACAGAUAUUAUUUCGCAGCGUGUCGGCCAGGAGAUCUCGGGUGUGAAAGAUGACAUCAAGGGCAUGUUCAACGACCACAAAAUGGUCACCCGGGAGCAGCAGCGCAGCAUCGAUACCUCGGUUCAGGAACUAAACUACAAGAUCACUGUGUCCCUGAACAGUGACGGAAAGAGCGAAAUUGAGAGUCUGAGAUGGAUUCUGACUAGACGAGCCGCGAUGACGAUUGCUAUCUGUGCUUUUAUGAUCAUUGUUUUCCUCAAAUAUGCAUCCACACGCAAGGUCACCGAACCCAAGAAAGCUAAAGAAGAGGAAAAGCCGAUCGUCAAAGAAAUCACGACCCAAACCCAAGUGGUCCAUGACGGUGGUCUGCAAACGAUAGAUCCCAGUGGCGGAGCGCACCUUGGUGAAUCUCUUGGUUAA